This is a messenger RNA of Brachypodium distachyon (stiff brome), 1397 nucleotides long. Its product is annotated as F-box protein At4g35930. NCBI's taxonomy places the organism in Eukaryota, Viridiplantae, Streptophyta, Magnoliopsida, Poales, Poaceae. Bases 334 to 1128 code for a protein of 264 amino acids. The transcript has 5 exons. The record is from RefSeq and is a predicted model, not a curated record. Gene Ontology annotation, molecular function: protein binding.
UUUUCCCUCUUUUCUCUCUCCUCUUAGCCAUUCAUUUCGUUCAUCCAUUCGCCAGGGGAAAGGGGAGAGAGAGAGAGAGAGUCGUGGGCGCGUCCGCGCGUGUUCCCUCCCCUAUCUCCUUCGUGCUGUUCUGGGUUGGCCGGCGGUUUUGUGGUUGUGAGGGAUUGGGUUAGUUCGUCCAUCGGAGGAAGGAGUUUAAUCGAGCAAAAGAGCAUGGGAGCUGCCUCCUGAGCUGCGCCGGCGGACCGCGUAUCUGCAGGGAGAUGAAACUGGAAGAUAACUGAAGUUUUGCAAUAUCUGCCGCUUAUUAUUGUCUUGCAAAUAGUAGUCAUCAUGGGGUCUGGAUCAGUGUCUCUGAAGCAAAAGAAACGGGCAAAGCAUGCGAAGAACAAGUACUUGAAGCCUGGUGCCCUUGCUCAGAUUAGUUACAGCAGGAGCACUAGCAGGGAUAUCGGGAAGAAGCGGAUUCUGUUGAAUGGGGAGAAGGAUGAGCUGGAAAUAUUGCCACAUGGCGAAGCUGUUUUUGAAAGCACUACACCGAUUAUGUCCCCUGCAAGGCUCAGUAUUGAGCCAUUUAGUGGCAUUACGGGGCAGAUGUUGCCAAGAACACCCAGGACUCCUCAACCAACUGAAUGUGAUGGCUAUUCAAGACUUGAAUCACUUCCUCUUGAUCUGCUGAUCAAGAUCGUGUGUUACUUGCACCAUGACCAGCUGAAGGCUGUUUUCCAUGUUUCAAAAAGGAUCCGAAAGGCAGUUGAACAAGCAAGGCAGUACCAUUUCAACUACACUACUCCAGAUCGCAGCAGGCAAGAACUGCUCCAGAACAAGACACCUCUCCCGACAGAGCAUUGGCCUUUUAUGAGCAGAAUAGAUGGCAAGGAUGUGAGGGUCGCCACCCCGAGAACCCCAAAGGCUCCAAGACAUGGUCCUCGGCAUUCACGUUUCAAGCUGAUUGAUGUGAAGCCAAUCACAGCUGUUCUUUUCCCGGAUUCAUUACCUACAAAGCGUUUGCGCCGUUCGAUGCCACCAGGGUUGCCAAGGCCUGUACAAAAGGCUGCAGCCGCACCUAGAGUUUUACUAUAUGAGGAAGAGCUUUGUGAAGCUGUUGCACAAAAUAAGCUUCUCUGAAGCUCCUAGUGAUAAUGUAUAGUUUUAUCUAUGUCAUGUCCCUGGGUAUGAAUUUUGGCCUGGUGGUACCUGGCUGACAUCUUGGAUAAUCAUGGUCAGGUUAGGCAGUUUAGAUUAGUCAUUAGCCCUUCAUAUACUCUUAUGAGCAUAAGGACCGAGUUUGGCUUAUUUCCGGCUAUGUAUAUACUACAUAGUAUUAAUAAAUGUAGUGGUUAAUCAUCUUGGACAAUAAUAUUUUGCCUAUGAAGUUGAUGUCUGCUUAUCAGGAU